AUGAAAAUAUUAUUGGAAAGACAGCGAAGAAUUUACUUUGAAUUAGAAGAAAAAGAUCACUCUGAGGAUGCGAGAUCAAGGAAUAAAUCAAAUCUCCUUAACCACAAGAGUAGCGAUACUAACGCUUUAAGUUACAUUGAGAGUAGACUAGCAUCUUAAAACUUGGAUUAAUAGCAGCUAUCUUCUAUGCCCUCUCUUAAUGCAAACAGAACCUUCUCCUCUAUGAAGUAAAACAAUACAGAGAAGCUUCCACUUGUAUUUUAAAAUAAUCUGCUCUAUUAAAAAAUUAAAAACAAUCAAUUUCAAGUGCAAUAAAAUCAAUUGGAAAAGUCUCGAGAAAGAUUUAGUAACUUCUAUGAACAAAAUUCUAGAAAUAAGUUCUAAGACAUUGAAUUAUUUGGAGUUAAGGCUAAUUGUGUUUCAUUGGCUGCAGAAGAUAGAUUAUUGAAAAAUAGAAAAAGCCCAAUCAGAACAAUUCCCAUUAAGAUUAAUAAUGACCUUGCAGAAGACAAUGUGUAUAUUAAAGAUCACAGUAAGUAAUACUUAGAGAUUAAAAAUAACUAAGACAACUCGAUUAUUAGACCUCUAUAAAUAAAGAACAAAUUAUCAAAGAAGUUUUAUCAAAUGAAAACUUUACGAGAGAGCAAUUAAAUCAUAAUGCAUAACAACUAUUAUGAAGCAUUGAAUAGGGAUCUUGAGACAGUUAAAAAAAUGGACAAGUCUAGAAGUACCACUCAUUAGCAUAAUCGGCAAAAUGAUAUUCAAAGAGAUUACAUAAAUAAAAGAUCUCAAUCAAAUAAUGAGAAAUUCGUUAAUGUUUAAUUAAAGCGUACUUAAAAGUCAUCAAGUAAAAAUAUUAAUGGAGUGUAAUUAGUAGAUAGAGUGAAUUAAAGAAAUCAAGCGUUAGCUUAGUUUUUAAGAUCAAGAACAAAGACUAAUUGA
Molecule: messenger RNA, 942 nt
Organism: Stylonychia lemnae
Lineage: Eukaryota; Ciliophora; Spirotrichea; Sporadotrichida; Oxytrichidae
Source: the annotation of a GenBank genome assembly